Molecule: messenger RNA, 2120 nt
Organism: Oreochromis aureus
Lineage: Eukaryota; Metazoa; Chordata; Actinopteri; Cichliformes; Cichlidae
Exons: 4
Coding region: 227-1183 (318 amino acids)
Source: RefSeq, a predicted model, not a curated record
GCACAUCAGUAGCUUACUUUUUUAUUCUUAUGCCAACAUGGAUAACUAUUUUAAUAUGAAGAAUGAACAAUAAAAGUAUUUAAGAUGUAUUUUCUAAAUUUAUAAUGUUGUGUGCGUUGUACGCGUUUCCAUUUCGAAGGACCCAUCCCUUCCUUUAGCCUCCAGGCAAACAAAAAGAAAGAAAAAGGCACAAAGUUGGGUGACUUUAUUUCUUCCUUUAAAUCAGAUGCAGACUGUGGUUACUCACCUGCCACAGAUGGCUUUUCUGAGAGUGCUUCUGAUCUUAUCCUUGGUUUCUGCAUAUACAGGCUUGAAAAAGAUCAAUGUGAAGCCUGCAAAGAACAUCCGUCUGGACUGUCAGGGUCCUAAAAAUGCCACCAUUACACUGUUGGAGUGGAAGAGACACGAUCUGCUGUCUGAUGGAUACGUCUUCUUCUACCGAGAUGGUCGUCUGCAUAAAACCUUCCAGCAUCCGAUUUUUAAAGACCGGGUGGAACUGAGUGAUCCCCAGAUGAAAAAUGGGAACAUGUCCAUCAUUUUGUACAACACCACCGUUAAUGACACUGGAACAUAUGAGUGUCGUAUGAUCAUGGGAAACACUUGGCAUAGAGGCAGAGGUACCUCAGAGAUCAAGCAUCGAAUCAGGCUCAAGGUUAGAACAAAAGCCCGCAAGAAUAUCACAGCUGAGUCUGGACAUAACGUCAGUCUGACAUGUCAAGCUCCAAACAACAACUUCAAAGCUCUAGAGUGGAGCAGAGCUGAGCUGAGAGAUGAAAAUGUUCUAUUGUACUGGGAUGGGAACUUUGAGUCAUUCAACCAGCAUCCAUCUUUUAAGGGCCGAGUGGAUCUGCAGAUGAAAGAUGGAGACGUGUCUUUGAUUCUGAAGAAUGUGAAGAUUAAUGACACUGGAACAUACGAGUGUCGUGUCAUCAGGAAAAGACCAAACCACGGGCGGACUUCCCACUUGAAGACUAAGCCCAUUUGCAUCAUCUACCUGAGUGUUGUUGAUCCUCCAGGUCAGACAGGAGGACACACAGAGGAUGGAGGGAAGGAGGAUGGAAUCAGAAAGUAUCUUGGAUUGGAAGCUGUAAUGUCAGUAUUUUCUAUUGUGAUGACUGUUAUUACGAUAAUUAUGAUAGAGAAAAAUAAAAAACAAGAAGGAGGACAGACACAGCAUGAAUAACACAUUGCCUUAUACCAGAAAUAAUUGAUUUGAUUAUAGCCAGAGAUAGGUCAGCCAGUGUAAAAAUUCAAAAAGAAAAAAACCCACAUCUGUACAAUUUAAAAUGUAUGAACAUUUAGGUUGUAUCAUUAUCCCAGGCCACUGUUUUCAUUAAAUUGGCAGACUGCAGGCAGACUCUAUCUGAUAAACUAUUGUAUGAUCAAGCUGACUGAUUACAGCAGGCCAUAAUGGCCCUCUCCCUAUCUCUGUCCAUCUCUCUGUGUAUAAAAUAUAACCAUGUCUGCACCAAUUAUGUUCUCCCCCUCCUUGAGCUGCCACCUUAUCAAGGGGGAGGGGUUUAUAGCUCAGAUGAUCCUGGGAGCUGAGUUGUCUGAAGCACUGAUCUACUGGUAUGACAAACAGGUAUCAGGGGAUGAGCCAGACUAAGAGCAAUUCAUGUGUACCGCAAUAUUUGUUUGUCACAAUGUAAAUGGUCUUAUUUUGCUCUUGAAUUUAUUCACAGAAAUGGUUUUAAAAAAAAAUUUAAAUCUAGAAAGACAAAGUGAAACUGUGAAAUCAGUCUUUGUUGAUCCUUUGAGGUCUCAGAUAUGAUUUUAAAUUCAUGUUUCAUGAUUAUUGAACCACAAGGAAGCAGGAAGUGUAAGAUUUUAUACAAAUUUUUAAGUAAAGGGAUAAAAACCUUGACUUAAUGUGUGUAAUGUAAUUAAGAAAUACAAUGCACUAUAAAUUGGGAAUUAAUGUUUUAGACCUUUGGCAGUGUAAGAGGUUCUAUCAAAUCUACCGAGACUCUAACUGUACAUCCAGCCUGUUGAUAGGAUGUGUUUUUUUCAAGAGAGCCUACAAACUCAAUGAAAUGCAAAUCAGUUCAUAACUUUAAUGUAAUAUAUUUUUAUGGAUUAUUUGUUGAUAUUCUGUCUCUCUCUAUUAAAAUGACAAU